AUGGAACAAUCACAAAAUAGCCCACAGCCACAAGAUAAUGCUGUUCAAGAUUCUCAAGCUGGUUCAUCUGGAGAAGAAGAAUGUGAAGCGCCUAAUCCUGUACAACCUCCGGCUCCUGCAACAAUGGGAGACAAAGGAAAGAGAAGAGCGAUUGCUGUUACUCCAAUUGGAAGUUAUUUUAAGGGAAGGACUACGCCAGGCUCUCAACCAACUUUGAAAAGUGUCUUGGCCAAUAAACAAGUAGUGCACAAGGUUAAUUUGGGGCUUGCAAAAUGGAUCAUUGAUGCACGGAUUCCAUUCAAUGCAAUUCAAUCGCCUUACUUUCAACCUGCCUUGGACGGCGUUGCUGCAAUUGGACCUGGUUUCAAGGGACCGUCAUAUGAUGAAAUGAGAGUUCAUUUGCUGGCCAAUCUUAAGAAGGAGUGUCAGUUGCUUGUUGAAGGCUAUAGGAGCUCGUGGAAAAGCACUGGUUGUACACUGAUGGCAGAUGGCUGGACUGAUCAAAGGCAGCGUACGUUAAUUAAUUUUCUAGUUUAUUGUCCUGCUGAUAUGUCAUUUGUUAAGUCUGUUGAUGCUUCUGAUAUGAUAAAAACUGCCGAUACCUUGUUUAAAUUGUUUGCUGAGGUUAUUGAGUGGGUUGGGUCUAGUAACAUUGUGCAUGUGGUUACUGAUAAUGCUGCGAAUUAUGUAUCUGCUGGAAAACUCAUUCAUGAAAAGUAUCCAAACAUUUUUUGGUCUCCUUGUGCUGCUCACUACAUCAAUCUUAUUUUGAAAGACAUAGCAAGUAUUCCUCACAUAGCUGACCUUGCCUCUCAUGCUUCAAAAGUGACUGUGUUUGUUUAUAAUCAUAUGAUUUUCUUGUCAAAGUUUAGAAAAAGAAAAGAUUGGAAAGAAAUUGUUUGA
Arachis stenosperma is the source of this 903-nucleotide messenger RNA. RefSeq lists its product as uncharacterized. The record is from RefSeq and is a predicted model, not a curated record. The transcript is spliced from 2 exons. The coding region runs from base 1 to 903 and encodes 300 amino acids. NCBI's taxonomy places the organism in Eukaryota, Viridiplantae, Streptophyta, Magnoliopsida, Fabales, Fabaceae.